Molecule: messenger RNA, 4486 nt
Organism: Frankliniella occidentalis (western flower thrips)
Lineage: Eukaryota; Metazoa; Arthropoda; Insecta; Thysanoptera; Thripidae
Product: 5-oxoprolinase
Exons: 21
Coding region: 249-4148 (1299 amino acids)
Biological process (GO): glutathione metabolic process
Cellular component (GO): cytosol
Molecular function (GO): 5-oxoprolinase (ATP-hydrolyzing) activity
Source: RefSeq, a predicted model, not a curated record
CCUCACGAAUGUAGUGGGGGCGACUUAAGACAUGUGUGUUAGUUGUGUCCAGAGCUUCGAGGCCCACGCUCGCGCCGGGGAAGUGACCCAGCCGUGCUCUUGUCCCCCGCAGCGGCUCUCCGCCUUCGCCGUGUUGGGCUGCUCCGUAGGGAAAUAAGGAACCCCGAGGUAGAGGACGCUAAGAAGAGGUGUGUUUGUGUGUCCAAGAGUAUCUGACAGGUGGUCCCACACUCUUUUGAUCUGCUGAAAUGAGUCGCAAUGGGGGUUUUCAGUUUGCUAUUGACCGUGGAGGUACCUUCACCGAUAUUUAUGCAAGAUGUCCUGGGGGAAAAAUAAGAGUCAUGAAGUUAUUAUCUGUGGACCCAUCAAAUUAUCAGGAUGCCCCGAGGGAAGGCAUUCGUCGAAUUCUAGAAGAGGAACUUGGCAAAAAGAUGCCUCCUAAUGAACCUGUUGAUGGAAGUCACAUUGACUGGAUCCGCAUGGGAACUACCGUUGCUACAAAUGCUCUCCUAGAACGCAAGGGAGAACGCAUGGCCCUCGUAAUAACAAAAGGUUUCAAAGACGUCUUGUAUAUUGGCAGUCAAGCUCGCCCCAAAAUAUUUGAUCUUUCUAUUACUGUCCCAGAAGUUCUUUAUUCAGAAGUAGUGGAGGUUGACGCAAGAGUUGUACCAGCUCAAGAAGAUCGUUGUCAACUUGGAGAAGAAUCUCGCAGCUGGGCACGAAUAGCUGGUACAACUGGAGACAAAUUGUUGGUGUCUAAAGAACCAGAUCUUAAAACGCUCAAACCAAAAUUACUGGCUCUACUCAAAAAAGGAAUAUCCAGUUUAGCUGUUGUACUUAUGCAUUCCUAUAUGCAUAAAGACCAUGAACUUGCUAUUGGGAAGCUAGCCAGUGAAUUAGGUUUUAGUCAUGUGUCUCUUUCACAUCAAGUUAUGCCUAUGGUGCGAAUUGUGUCACGUGGUUACACUGCUUGUGCUGAUGCUUACCUAACUCCUCAUAUCAAGAAAUAUGUCCAGGGUUUUGUGGCUGGUUUUAAAGACAACUUGAAGGGUGUCAAUGUACUCUUCAUGCAAAGUGAUGGAGGUCUUACUCCUAUGGAUAUGUUUAUUGGGUCUAGAGCAAUUUUGUCAGGGCCAGCUGGUGGAGUGGUUGGAUAUGGUAUUACAUCUUACCAUCUUGAUGAUGACUCUGAUGAAAAACAACCUGUGAUUGGUUUUGAUAUGGGUGGUACAUCGACUGAUGUUAGCAGAUAUGCAGGACAGUAUGAGCAUGUUUUUGAGGCAACUACUGCUGGUAUUACUAUUCAAGCACCUCAACUAGAUGUAAACACAGUGGCUGCUGGCGGAGGUUCUAUGCUCUUUUUCCGUUCUGGCCUUUUUGUGGUUGGACCAGAAUCAGCAGGGGCUCACCCAGGCCCUGUUUGCUACCGCAAAGGAGGACCUCUUACUGUUACUGAUGCCAACCUUUGUCUGGGAAGGCUGUUGCCAGAAUACUUCCCAAAGAUUUUUGGUCCCACAGAAGAUCAACCUCUUGACAGAGAGGCAACUGUGUCAGCUUUUGAAGCCAUCAGUGCUGAGGUAAAUGAAUUCUUGGCAAAGAGUACAGAAGGUUCCAGCAAAAAGCAAAUGUCCAUGAUGGACGUUGCUAUGGGCUUUAUUAAUGUUGCCAAUGAAGCCAUGUGUCGCCCAAUUCGUGCUGUAACACAGGCUAAAGGAUAUGACACAAGUAGGCAUAUUUUAGCUUGCUUUGGUGGUGCUGGUGGCCAACAUGCUUGUGCCAUUGCUCGAUCUUUAGGAAUGACUAAAGUUCGAGUUCACAAGUAUGCUGGAAUUCUGUCUGCUUAUGGUAUGGCAUUGGCUGAUGUUGUCCAUGAAGCACAAGAACCCAGUUCUAUGAAGUAUUGUCCUGAAAACUUUUCUACAAUUGACGCCAGGCUUUUUGCCUUAAGUAAAAGCUGUGAGGAAGAGCUGAAAAAGCAGGGAUUUACAAGUGAUAACAUUGAAACAGAACCUUACCUCCACCUACGUUAUAAAGGAACUGAUUGUGCCCUUAUGUGUGGACCCUCAGCUGUUUCCUCAGAUAAAAGCUCACUAUGCACUAAUGGGGAUUUCCUCAAAACAUUCAUUGACAGGUAUCAAAUGGAAUUUGGUUUUGUGCUUACUGAGAGAGAUGUUGUUGUAGACGAUAUUAGGGUAAGAGGGGUAGGAAAAUCGUUUCCAGCGAAAGAAACCCCAAUAGAAUCAUCCAAAACUACUCCUAAACCUGAGAAGGAAGUUCAAGUCUUUUUCCAUGGUGGGUUUGUUUUAACGAAAGUGUACCAUUUGGAUAAGCUGAAAGCCGGACAGGAAAUUAAGGGGCCUGCAAUCAUAAUGGACCAAUUGAGUACCAUUCUUGUUGAACCAGAUUGUAUUGCUAAGAUAACAGUGUCUGGUAAUAUAGAAAUUACCAUUGGUUCAGGCAAGGUGAAUAAAAUUGGUCCAGAACUGGACUCUAUACAAUUGAGUAUUUUUUCUCACCGCUUCAUGAGUAUUGCAGAGCAAAUGGGGAGGGUGCUUCAGAGAACAGCUAUUUCUACUAAUAUUAAAGAGCGCUUAGAUUUUUCAUGUGCUCUCUUUGGACCAGAUGGAGGUUUAGUUUCUAAUGCCCCUCAUAUCCCUGUUCACCUGGGUGCAAUGCAGGAAACAAUCCAGUACCAGCUAAGACGCAGAGGUGAUGAUAUCCAUGAUGGAGAUGUGAUUCUAUCUAAUCAUCCAUCUGCCGGAGGUUCUCAUCUGCCUGACUUUACUGUCAUCACUCCUGUGUUCCGGAAGGGUGUUCCUCGACCAAUAUUCUUUGUUGCAUCACGUGGUCACCAUGCUGAUAUUGGAGGUAUUACUCCUGGCUCAAUGCCACCACAUUCUAAGUCACUUGUUGAGGAAGGGGCCACCUUCAAGAGUUUUCUUUUAGUUCGAUAUGGUGAAUUUAGAGAGCAGCGUCUCAUAGAGAGGCUAAUGGCCCCAGGAACAGUACCUGGCAGUUCUGGAACAAGGAACCUCCAAGAUAAUCUAUCUGAUCUUAGAGCUCAGAUUGCUGCAAAUCAGAGGGGUUCUAUUUUAGUUAACGAACUGAUUGAUCAAUAUGGACUAAAUGUAGUACAAGCAUACAUGGCACAUAUUCAAAGCAAUGCAGAGCUUGCUGUGAGAAAUAUGCUUCGAGAGAUUGGUAAACGUUCUUUGGAAAUGACAGGAAAGACUCAGCUUUCUGCAGUGGACUAUAUGGAUGAUGGCUCGCCUAUAAAAUUAACAGUGGAUAUUGACGUAGAUCAAGGCUCAGCAUUUUGUGACUUUAGUGGUUCUGGAUUUGAGGUAUGGGGGAAUUGUAAUGCUCCUCGAGCAAUAACCCUCUCUGCCCUCAUAUAUUGUCUACGUUGCAUGGUUGGUCAUGACGUACCUUUAAACCAGGGAUGUCUUGCUCCCAUCAAGCUCCACAUUCCCAAAGGAUCAAUACUUGAUCCAUCUGAAACAGCUGCUGUGGUUGGUGGUAAUGUUCUUACCUCACAACGCAUAGUUGAUGUUGUUUUAAGGGCAUUUGAUGUCUGUGCUGCAUCACAAGGAUGUAUGAAUAAUGUUACCUUUGGUGAGGAGGGUUAUGGUUAUUAUGAGACAAUUGGAGGAGGAGCUGGCGCAGGCCCUGGAUGGAAUGGUAGGAGUGGUGUUCAUACCCAUAUGACCAACACUCGCAUCACAGACCCUGAAAUUCUUGAACAGCGAUAUCCAGUUAUCCUGCGUAAAUUUGAACUGCGUCCAAAUUCUGGAGGAUCUGGGAAGUUCAAAGGGGGUGAUGGAAUUUUGCGUGAACUUCUUUUCAGAAGAAAUAUGACUCUUUCAAUUCUCACAGAUAGACGAGUUUUUGCACCGUAUGGUUUACAUGGUGGUGAAGAUGGCAAGAAGGGGUUAAAUUUAAUGUUGAAAGCUGAUGGUCGCGUAAUUUAUUUGGGAUCAAAAACUGCUAUAAAUGUCGAACCAGGUGAUGUCUUCCAGUUGAAUGCCCCUGGUGGAGGAGGAUAUGGGCCACCAGAUGAGGUAGGAAUUCCUCUGAUUCAGCAAUCUAGCAAGCAUAUUGAGCGUGGAAGUGUUUUUGAGUACCAACAAGCUCAGCUAUCGGUUUAAUUUUCACUAUACACAAAAUUGAAUGCUGAGUAGAAUUUGGAGAGAUAAAAAAAAGUACCUGAGUUGAACCUGCAGAUUUCCAUUUCUGAGGUGUCGGUUUGUUUUUUAAUUUUAUGUGUGAUAAUGUAAUAGUCUGCCUUAAUAUGAUAGAGGUCCCUUAUAUUUUAUUAUUGAAAGUUUAUACCAUUUUGGUCAUGUUUUCUUUUAAUGAGUAUUAAUUCCCACGUUAAAUUGCCAUUCUUCAUACAUUAUCAUAAAAAAUAAUUCAUACAGAUUUCACCUUUAUCAGCUGUAAUAGCAUUACUAUAGUUCAUAUAAUAAAGUUUGAAAUAACUGGG